Messenger RNA from Eimeria necatrix, 846 nucleotides. RefSeq lists its product as hypothetical. The coding region runs from base 1 to 846 and encodes 281 amino acids. The transcript is spliced from 2 exons. NCBI's taxonomy places the organism in Eukaryota, Apicomplexa, Conoidasida, Eucoccidiorida, Eimeriidae. The record is from RefSeq and is a predicted model, not a curated record.
AUGUGGGGCCCCGGCCUGGCGCUGCGCGGCAGCGGGCCCCACAGUGUUGCUGCUGCUGUCAAGGCCAUGGACCAGGCGCAGCAAACGGCUCUCAGGGUGUUUAACCUGGGUUUGUUUUGCUUCGUGGUAUCUUCUUCCGUGUCUGCGCUGCUGUUUCAAAGUGCAGUUUGCUGCUGCCUUUUGGUACUUCUUUAUGGCUUUAUUGGCUUCGAAAUCAGCAGCAGCAGCAAAGACAUAAAGCAGCAGCUGCUGCCGCGGGCCCUGGCUUCUGGGGAGAUCAGGGGCAACCCGCUGGCCCAGUCUGCUGCUGCUGCUGCUGCUGCUGAGGAAGCAGCAGCAGCAGCAGCGGCGGACUCCUGCUGCGCCUCCAGCACCUUCCAGUGCCUAGGCAGCAGCAGCAGCAGCAGCAGCAGCAGCAGCAGCUAUUUCCAGUCAAGGUCCUCCACUGUAGAGACAAUUAAGUUUGUCAAGUGCCCAGCUGUACAGACACCGCAGCAGCAGCAGACCUACGCAGCAGCAGCCACGCAGCAGAACCAGCGGCUGCAGCAGCAGCAGCAGCAGCAGCUCUACCUGCAGCAGCAGCAGCAGCAGCAGCAGCUCUACCUGCAGCAGCAGCAGCAGCAGCUGUCGUUCUCGCCGCACGAGCCCGACUACCAGCAUCAGCAGCUGCACCAGCAGCAGCAGCAGCAGCAACAGCAGCAGCAGCAGCAGCAGCAGCAGCAGCAGCAGCAGCAAGAAGAAGAAGAAGAAAUCUUGGGGGCCUUUGCAAGCUCAGCAUACACCUCAAUCGCAAGAGGCCUCAGCCUCUUUUUGGGCCUCGAGGGAGAAGAGACAGGAGACACUUGA